Messenger RNA from Portunus trituberculatus (swimming crab), 6761 nucleotides. RefSeq names its product SH2B adapter protein 1-like (gene Lnk). Lineage: Eukaryota; Metazoa; Arthropoda; Malacostraca; Decapoda; Portunidae. Gene Ontology annotation, cellular component: plasma membrane. Bases 605 to 2251 code for a protein of 548 amino acids. The record is from RefSeq and is a predicted model, not a curated record. Gene Ontology annotation, biological process: intracellular signal transduction. Gene Ontology annotation, molecular function: transmembrane receptor protein tyrosine kinase adaptor activity. The transcript has 8 exons.
UAAAUGCAUCUGGCCGGCAGCUCUAUUCUUUCUAUCUUCCUAUCAGUUAACGCAUCUUACAUAAUAGACACAAGUUCUAACAUUGCCAUAUGAGCAGGAAGGCAAGGGAAGAGGAAACCCUCGAAACGUAAACUGAUCGAUGAAUGUACCGUAGGUAGCGACUAAAAAAGUGGCAAUGACUCAAGACUGACCUUUAAACCUUUGAUCAUUAGACGAUCGAUGCAAAUUUCAGAUAGUUUUCUUUUUCACAUAUAUAAAGAAAAAUAUCUUACUAAUUAUGAAGACAGAAAUUGACGAAAAAAAUUUGACAACAUAUGAAUUUUGUGAUAGUAAGAAAUUAUUAGUCACAACACACACAAAGAAGGGAAGCUAUAUAAACACAAAACACUAAUAUUUCUGCAUGACAUUAUUUAUACAUGAAAAUAAUGGAGCAAAUGAACACUGUAGAGAUGGAACAAUCCCUCCAGAGCCGCCCCCCGUAUAGUAAACAAUCAAGAUGGAGGCCUAGGCGAUGGGGCGGCAGGAGGAACAUGUCACACCGCCUCCUCAUUUCUUCAUUUUCCCGCAGCUGACGUCUCAUGAGGGCUCGGAUUCAACCUAAACAAUGGCCACUGCAUCUGACGCGGAGUCGGAGCCCCGCAGGAGCCACCACAGUAAUGACUGGGAGGAGUUUUGUGACAAGCAGGCAAGAAUGGCCGCCGUCAAAUUUGUGAGAUCAUGGAAAGUGUUUAUCGCCCUGCAGUCUCAGUUUAGGGAUAUAGAUCACAAAGACUUGGCGCAGAAAUUCGCUGAGAUUUUCCCUGUUCACUUGGAGCAUGCCCUUCGGAAUCCCCCCAAUGGCGUCAAGGUGCGGAAUGGAGUGGGAGGGGGCGGCGGGGGCGUCAGCACCAGGUCGGCGUCAGCUGAUGACAUCCUAGAGGCAGCUGAGAGUGAUGAGGGGGGCGAGUCUCCCUCUCCCAAGGUUACCCACAGGCCCUUCUUCCGUCGUCUGUCUUUCAAGGGACUGAAGAAAGGCAAAAUUUUCCACAAGCAGCACUCAGACGAAGUGGAACUCUCGCCUCAUCACGAGAAGCAGGCCAAGGGCGAGAGGCCCAAGGCACGUGUGAUGAAGGUGGCAGUGGAGUGCGUGAGGGAGGGCCCGGCACACCUUCUCGCUGGAGACACUCAGGAGGGGCGGCCACACUGGCUUAAGUGUCGCAUGGCCCUCGUCAAGGUGGCUGCUGGGCACAUGCUAGAGUUCUAUGCGCCGCCAAAAAGUAUGAAACCUCGCACAGGGGUGUUUUGCAUAUCAAUAAAUGAAGCUCGUGAAACUACAGACUUGGAGAUGCCAGACCACAGAAACACAUUUGUUAUCAAGGCAGACAGUGGCAGUGAGUGGGUGGUGGAGGCCCAAGAUCAGGAAGAUAUGAAGACUUGGCUCACCACCAUUGUUGCCCACUGCUGCUCCAAUGACAAAGAACAGUCCAAAAAUUAUGAGCUGCGACCACAAAUGUACAGUGUAAAGAAUGAAUCAUCUCAGUCAUUAACUGGUGGUGGGGAGGUGUCAGAGCGACAGGAGCACCCUCCCGACCUUCCUCCCAGAGUCCCUGGCACUACCUCUCCCAGUUCUCAGCAGGCUUCUUCUCUCAUAGUGGCCAGACAGAACAAUUUCUCCCGGUCUCAGAAUGGACUUGGAGACUAUUCCAAUGAAGAUGCAGUCAACCUCCGUGUGCCUCCAGAGGUGGACUUUUAUUCCACCCUUCGAGACUACCCUUGGUUCCAUGGAACACUCUCACGGUGUGAUGCAGCCUCAGCUGUUCUACAGGAAGCAGUGGCUGGCCAUGGGGUCUUCCUGGUCAGGCAGAGUGAAACAAGGAAGGGGGAAUAUGUACUUACCUUUAAUUAUCAAGGAAGAGCAAAGCAUCUCAGAAUGACUAUCAACCCAGAUGGAGCUUGUAGGGUCCAACACUUAUCGUUUGCUACAAUAUUUGACCUCUUAGAAUACUUUCGUGACAACCACAUCCCAUUGGAGUCUGGAGGGACAUCUGAUGUCACCCUGUCCGAAUUUGUUAUAGCCGCUGAUUAUACAGCACAGUCUAGCCAGGGUGGAACUGAACGCAGACCUCUGAACCUUCCCGACACCCGAGAGGUCACCACUCAUGGGGGGUCAGUGCGCAUGACCACCUCUGCACUAGAGAGACUCCAGUAUGAACAAAGCAACUCAGGUGGGUCUGCUGGGAGGGCUGUGGAGAAUACUUACACUUUUACCUGAAGACAUCUUAACUGAAGCCCCUUAGGGAUACUACUUAAUACUCAGUAAGUGGCAGGUUUGUGUACUUAUCAGCAAUUUCUGAGUUUCCUCAUAAGAAGGAAUUUUUGAAACAUCUCUAUCUCAGAAAAUAAGGACAAGGUAUGUCUAAGGGCAGCUCAAAGUGUGUGAUGAAUAGUUAUGGAAUGUGUGCACACACCAAGGUUUGUCCUGCAGAAUUCACUUAUCUGAAACUGAUAUACUCAGAAGACAUUUUCAGGUUGUGUUUUAUAAGUACUGUCACCCUUUUUACAAUGAGUGUCCUGUGUAAAAAAUGCAGUCUGGCAUAUAGUUGCAUUAAAGAUAAUGUUUGUUAUGUGAAAAUGUGUAACAACUGCACAGAUAUUAGUCUGUCAUGAAGUGGAGUUGUAAUAUAAACUGCAUUGUAAGCAAGUGGCACUGGUGGUAGCUAUCCCUUUGGAAAACAUUCAAAGGCAAUUAUCAUGAAUACAGUUCUUCCACUUUUAUAAUGAGCACAAAAGUCUAAUGAAUGAAUGAAAAUGCUCAAAUGUAGUCUGUCUCUAGUAUUUGACACAAAUUUACUUUGAUACCUGCAAAGACUUAAAUUGCCCUCAGAAGAAAGACUUAAGAUAUUUUUUUUGCUCACUCUAGUUCUUGUUGAAGCAAGGUGCAGGCAAAUCAAUGCUGCUUUAGUUUAUUUGGGUCACCUGUCUUUGUCAGAGAUGGCUUAGGGCAGCAACAUAGCACCAUAGGAUUUGCUGGUUCCUCAGUUUUGUACAUGGUGGUGCAUCACAGAAGCAGAUCUGAUUCUCCUCUAGAGUUACAUUGUCACAUAGAUCAUUGACCUCCUGCAUAUUGCUUAAUUUGAGGUUAGUAGAGUUGAUGUGUAUUUAUUUUAAAAGUGACAGUUUUUAUUCAUAAUAAAUUUAUUUCUGUCACAUUACUACAUACAUGAUUAGGAAAUUAUCUCAAAUUCUACUCGUCUACUUACAUAACUUACUUUUAUUUUCAAAUGAAUGUUUGUUGUGUCCUUAUUCACAGUAGCCCAUGAUUUAUGAGUCACUGUUUACGUGUAUGUUCUGAUGUUUUAUUUGUAGCCCUCUGUUGGUGUAUGCCUAAUUAUAAUCAUAAAAGUUACAAUUGUGGCUAUAAUCAAGUAGAUACUGAUAUGCAGUUAAAACAUGAUAAUGCUGUAGUACUAUCCUUUGUUGUAUUCCAAGAUCUCAGUGUGAAAUUAGUUUUAUGCUGUGACCUUCAUGAUCCCCUUAUGAGAGUCCUGUGCUGGUUGGUGGUGAAGGAUGACCAGCAGGACAAAAGCCAGGCAGGAGUUCAGUGACUAGUGCCACAUACUCAGUUCUUUAUUUAUUUACUUACUAUUGUUUCUUUUAUAUAUAUUUAAAUAUUUUUAUUUUAUAUUAGGUGAUACCUGUUUAUAUAUGAAUACUUUUUUAUUUUCUUUUUAACCAUAUUGCUGCAAUCGUAACAUGCCAUGAUUAUUUCUUUACAAAGUAUAUAUGUGAGGCACCCUUUAUAUUCACAAACUCUUUUUUUCACAUAUGUAUUUCUGUUAACUGGAAAAUUUUCAAUGGCUGGAAGUAAUUAGAAUGGGAAGUGUGAAAAAAUAUCUUCCAUUGCUUUGAAGCUCAUUGUCAGUGUAAUUUUGAAGCUGGUAUUUAUUCCGUCAUCAAUACUGGAUGGACAUUGGAAAGAUAAAAAGAUGAAUAACUGAUUGUACUGCAGAUAAUAUUUCACCACCUGAUCCAUCCACCCUUUUCUAGGAAAUGUCGACGAAUACCUAGUAGGAAUUUUAUUUUAGUUAGUUUUGACCUUGAAGAUGAGAGUACUUUAGUGAUGGUAAUACAUUCAAGGUAUUUUAUUCUUUGUACUGGCAUGUCACUGUUUCAGUUCUGGUGUGGUUUGACAGUUUGGAUGUCAUCUCAUACCACCAAUAUUAGCUAAAACCAUUAAAUUCACACUGAAAUUUGAGCUCAUCCAAAUACACAGUAGAUAUAUACUUAUACAGUGGGUACUCUUGUGUGAGAUAUUUUGUUCUGAGAAUAAUGUAAACUUCAAAGUUGAUGUAGUAUUGUGAUGAUGCUUCUUGUCCUGGUGUUUAUGAUGAAUCUGACUGAUUUUAUUCUUUCAGUUUUUAUCCCCUUAGGAGCUUCAUGAUACCUUAAAAUCAUUUCUCAUUUUACAUUAUAUGAAUAGUCUGAUGAUGUCAUAAAGAAAGACUGCAAAAUAAAAACUACUCACUUUUCAUUACGCUGUGAAGAAAUGCUAUAUCAUGAAAGGAACCAGCCCUGUAUAGUUUUGUAUUGCUCUUACCAUUUCUAUGUGAUAAGACAAGUGCACUAAAUGCUACAUAAUGGAGCCAAAUUGUAAUAUCGUACUGCAUAUUUAUGUUAUUCAUAGUUGUGAACGUUAAGGGUGCCUAUGUGUGAGUGCAUGCAUGGUAUGUGUCUUUCCCUGUGCAUGUGUUAGUGUUUCUGCACACACAUACACAGCAUGAUGUAGUGGUUAGCACGCUUAGCUCACAACCAAGAAGGCCUGGAUUCGAGUCCCAGGUGCAGUGAUGCAAAAGGGCAAACCUCUUAAUGUGUAACCCCUGCUCCUUUAGCAACAAGUGGUAUGAGUUGUACUCCAAGAGGUUGUGGCCUCGCUGUACCAGUGUGUGGUGUUUGGGUUGUCUCAGUCCUAUCCAGAGAUUGGUCUGUAUGAGCUGUGAGCUCUUUCUGUAGGGGAAUAACUGGUUGGGUGACCAGCAGACAACUGUGGUGAAUUACUCACACACACACACACACACACACACACACACACACACACACACACACACACACACACACACACACACACACACACACACACACACACUACAUUAAGAUGAUUACUUACUGCAGUUACACUUUCAUGAGUAGUGGGAUAUUAGGAUACAUUUUAUAUUUUUCCUAGUAUUCUCACAUAUUAUGUUGGCACAUUUCAUGAUAAGUGGCACACAAGUUAAUAGUGAUUCAUAACUUUACUUUAGAAAAAGAUAUUGGAAGGUGUGUAACAAGUAUUGACAGAGGCCUUGAUGUCGUUAUGGUAAAACCUUUUACUUCCUUUUUGACAUACAUAAACAACAGUUUAUAAUUGAUUUUUAGUUUAGUCAUGGACAAGCAAAAUGCUCAACAUAAUUACUCAACUUAGCAACAGUUUUCACUUACGGUUAUUAAUUUUUCUCAGUUCUUGUACACGUAACCUUUAUGUAAACAACAGAAAUGCAAUGCAAAAUUAAAAGUACCUCUUUGCUGCCAUGUGACAAAAUAAGACACUAAGGAGACAAGCAAGGUCAAGCUCUUAUACUGCAUACUGCAACAUUUUGGUAACUGCUCAGUUUGCUAUGCAUCUUGUGAACAUGGAGAGCUAAGCCUGACUUUGAUUUUUUUAAUUGCCUAUUUUUAGAGUUCUGUAGAAGUGAUGUAUUCUCACUUGGACUGGUUCCAGUUUGCAUGUUUAUAAUGCUUUGUAGGAUGGAUAGGGUGUGUGUGUGUGUGUGUGUGUGUGUGUGUGUGUGUGUGUGUGUGUUAAAGAGAGAGAGAGAUGAAUUGGAUGUGUCUAUAUCCUUAAUUCGUUUUUUAAUACUAUUUGAGAUCCAAAUGUUUGGAAAUUAAAGCUGCCAAAAACUGUUUGUUCACAUAGAGGCUCUUAAAUGGGAUAACAUUCAAACUUAUUUCAAAAAUUGAAUUACUAUCUCACAUAGUUUCAUCUCCAAAUAUGGUGGUACCUUGAGAUACAAGUUUAAUUCGUUCUGUUACGGAGUUCGUAUCUCUAAACAAUUUUUCCCAUUGAAAUGCAUUGAAAUGCCAUUAAUCCAUCCCAGCCUCCCCAAAAAGAGCACCCUCAAUAUUUUUACAUGUUUUUAGGCAAAAAAGUUAUUUAUAAAUAAUAAUUUUUGUAUAGAAACAUGAUGAAAUAUAACAAAAGUGAAUAUAAAUAGAUAAAUUAAUUUUAUAAAGUAUAUUUAUCUGGGAGAGGUGCAUUCCACGGGACGUUACUCUAUCACAUCCCCACUUUCACGUGUGUAUGUCGAUCAGCUGGAGUGUGCAAAUAUAGCCACCGUAGAAGACUGUCUGCUCUAUUAAUCACAAAAGAGCGUGUUGACAACCCUGUAAACAUUAUUCAUAGAAUAAAUGAAGUUUUAAAUAAGCAAGAGAGAGAGAGAGAGAGAGAGAGAGUGGUUGCGCUGUCACUGCCACAGAGGUUUGUUUACAUUGUUUCUCCUAUCGGUGAUAAGUAUCGGUGGAGGAGGUAGGCAGAGAUGGGAGAAAUUUGUUUUGCUUUUUCACUUACAUAUACUUUAUUAAUGCAUAGAAAUAUCUAAAAUAAAAGCAAAAGUUUAUUUAGUGUUCUUACCUUGGAGACAGGUGUUUUUUGGCUAAUGGUGGUGAAUAGUGGAGGAGAAGGAGCGAGGGAGAGAGGAAGGAAGGGAUGGAGGCACCAUUCACAUGUAAACAUUAAAUAUAAAUUAAAA